AUGUCCUAUGUCAUAGCAGGCAAAUCUAUCAAGAAUGAGUACCUUGCCCUCGGUACCAUUCUCUUGACUGGAGGUGGAGCAUACGCCUACAAAGCGAGCCAGAGCUCUAAACCUGUCGUCCCUAAACCCGCUGCUGCUUCUUCCUCUUCCUCCUCCAACACGGAUUCAGACCUUGGAAUCACGACCGACUCCAAAGAUGAAUUAGACUUCAUCCGCCAAUUCGUUGCUGAUGCUGAGAAGGAGGGGAAAAAGCACUAG
Molecule: messenger RNA, 258 nt
Organism: Kockovaella imperatae
Lineage: Eukaryota; Fungi; Basidiomycota; Tremellomycetes; Tremellales; Cuniculitremaceae
Exons: 4
Coding region: 1-258 (85 amino acids)
Biological process (GO): proton motive force-driven ATP synthesis
Source: RefSeq, a predicted model, not a curated record